AUGGCCUCCCGUCCAGAGCUCAAGGUCGAAGACGAGACAGGCUUCAUCAGGUUCUUCCGUAACCUGCCCGCCAAGAGCGAGGACACCGUCCGCAUUUUCGACCGCGGUGACUUCUACACUGCCCAUGGCGACGAUGCCAUCUUCAUUGCCCGCACUGUUUAUAGGACCACAUCCGUCCUGCGCCAGCUUGGCCGCGAGCCCGGUCUCGAAUCUGUCACUCUCUCCAUCACCGUCUUCCGCAACUUCCUCCGCGAAGCCCUGUUCCGCCUAAGCAAGCGCAUUGAGAUAUGGGAGUCCACCGGUCGUUCGAAUUGGAAGGUCACUAAGCAGGCCUCGCCCGGAAAUUUGCAGGACGUUGAGGAGGACCUUGGAGGCCAGCUUGACUCCGCUCCAAUAAUCCUCUCUGUCAAAAUUACCGCAAAGGCAUCCGAGGCGCGCCACGUCGGUGUGUGCUUUGCUGAUGCAAGCGUGCGCGAGCUUGGUGUCAGCGAAUUCCUCGAUAACGACCUCUACUCCAACUUCGAAUCUCUUCUCAUCCAGCUGGGCGCGAGAGAGUGCUUGGUACAAGCGGACAGCUCGCGUAAAGACGUCGAGUUGGCCAAGUUAAGGACAAUAGCCGACAACUGUGGUUGCGCUGUCUCCGAAAGAAGCUCCGCCGACUUUGGCACCAAGGACAUUGAUCAGGACCUCUCCCGUUUGCUGCGCGAUGAACGCGCCGCAGGUACCCUACCGCAGACCGAUCUGAAGCUGGCCAUGGGCGCUGCGGCGGCACUGAUCAGGUACCUGGGAGUCAUGUCCGACCAGACCAACUUUGGCCAGUAUCAACUAUACCAGCACGAUCUUUCACAAUUCAUGAAGCUUGACGCUGCAGCAUUGAAGGCACUCAAUCUGAUGCCAGGUCCUCGCGAUGGCUCCAAGUCUAUGAGCUUGUACGGUCUACUGAACCACUGCAAGACACCACUCGGUAGUCGGCUCCUCGCUCAAUGGCUCAAGCAGCCUCUUAUGGACGUGAGGGAAAUCGAGCGCCGACAGCAGCUCGUUGAAGCUUUUGUCAUGGAUACCGAGCUCCGUCAAAUCAUGCAGGAGGAACACCUGCGGUCGAUCCCUGACCUUUACCGCCUGGCAAAGAAGUUCCAGCGGAAGAUGGCAAAUCUCGAGGACGUCGUUCGCGCAUAUCAAGUAGCCAUUCGCCUUCCAGGCUUCCUGGGUACCCUUGAAGGUGUCAUGGAUGAACAAUACAAGGAUCCCUUGGAUGCGGAAUACACUGCAAAGCUGAAUGAAUGUUCCAACAGUCUGUCCAAACUUCAGGAGAUGGUCGAAACCACCGUCGAUCUGCAGGCAUUGGACAACCACGAAUUCAUCAUCAAACCUGAAUUUGACGAGGAUCUUCGGAGUAUCAGCAGACGCUUGGAGAAGAUCAGAAAGAGUAUGAACGAUGAACAUUCGCAAGUAGGCGAUGACCUUGAUCAAGACACCGUCAAGAAGCUAUUCUUGGAGAACCACAAGGUUCACGGAUGGUGCUUCCGCUUGACUCGUAACGAAGCCGGUUGCAUUCGGAACAAAAGGCAAUACAAGGAAUGCUCGACGCAAAAGAAUGGCGUCUACUUCACCACCGACAAGAUGGCAGAGUUGAGAAGAGAGUUCGACCAGCUUUCAGAAAACUACAACCGCACACAACGAGGCCUCGUGAAUGAGGUGGUCAAUGUGGCCGCGUCGUACUGCCCGGUGAUAGAGAGACUUGCCGGUAUCCUGGCUCAUCUAGACGUUAUUGUCAGCUUCGCUCAUGUAUCCGUCCACGCCCCCACGGCCUAUGUCCGUCCCAAGAUGAACCGGCGUGGAACUGGCAACACAAUCUUAAAGGAGGCUCGGCACCCGUGCAUGGAAAUGCAAGAUGACAUCUCCUUCAUCACGAACGACGUUUCUCUCGUCCGUGGAGAGUCCGAAUUCCUCAUCAUCACCGGCCCUAACAUGGGUGGUAAGUCGACAUACAUCCGCCAAAUCGGCGUCAUCGCCCUGCUCGCUCAGGUCGGCUGCUUCGUGCCUUGCAGCGAAGCCGAGCUCUCCAUCUUCGACAGCAUCCUCGCGCGCGUAGGCGCCAGCGACAGCACUCUCAAGGGCGUGUCCACCUUCAUGGCGGAGAUGCUCGAGACGGCCAACAUCCUGAAGAGCGCGACGCGCGAGAGCCUGAUCAUCAUCGACGAGCUCGGCCGCGGCACCAGCACGUACGACGGCUUCGGCCUGGCCUGGGCCAUCUCCGAACACAUCGUGCGCGAGAUCGGCGCCUUCGCCGCGUUCGCGACGCACUUCCACGAGCUCACCGCGCUCGUCGACACGUACCCGCAGGUGCAGAACCUGCACGUCGUCGCCCACAUCGGCGAGCGCCAGCAGCAGCAGCAGCAGGACACGGCCAUGGCGGAUGCCGACGACGACGAUGCCGCCGCCGCCACGGAAAAGCGCAGGGAGGUCACCCUGCUGUACAAGGUGGAGCCGGGCGUGUGCGACCAGUCGUUCGGCAUCCACGUGGCGGAGCUGGUCCGCUUCCCGCAAAAGGUGGUCAACAUGGCGAAGCGCAAGGCGGACGAGCUCGAGGACUUCUCCGGCAAGCACGAGGAUGACGCGGGCGCGGCGGGCGAGGCGAGCAAGGCCGAGGUGGAGGAGGGCAGCAGGAUGCUGAAGGAGGUGCUGCUGAGGUGGAAGGAGGCGUGCAGGGCGGAGGGGCUGACGGGGAAGGAGGAGCGGGUGGCGAAGAUGAGGGAGUUGGUCAGGGCGAACGAGGAGCUGAUGCGGAAUCCGUUCUUCAAGCGGGUGAGGGCGCUGUGA
Molecule: messenger RNA, 2820 nt
Organism: Diplodia corticola
Lineage: Eukaryota; Fungi; Ascomycota; Dothideomycetes; Botryosphaeriales; Botryosphaeriaceae
Product: dna mismatch repair protein msh-2
Exons: 5
Coding region: 1-2820 (939 amino acids)
Biological process (GO): mitotic recombination; mismatch repair
Cellular component (GO): MutSalpha complex; nucleus
Molecular function (GO): mismatched DNA binding; ATP binding; ATP-dependent DNA damage sensor activity
Source: RefSeq, a predicted model, not a curated record